AAAAGAACCUAAAAGGCAUUCCAUCAUCGAAAGGUCAAGCACUACAGUUGGCAUGCUCACUAAACUUGAUGUCAUGUUACUUGAAAACAAAGCAGUUUGAUGAAUGCAUAAAAGAAGGUUCUGAGGUAUUGGGAUAUGAUGUGAAGAAUGUGAAAGCACUUUACCGGAGAGGUCAAGCAUAUAAAGAACUAGGUCAACUACAAGAUGCUGUCUCUGAUCUUAUCAAGGCUCAUGAAGUUUCUCCUGAUGAUGAAACAAUUGCAAAGGUCUUGAGGGAUGCUGAGGAAAGAUUACUAAAGGAGGGAGGUGCACGUGCACCAAGAGGCUUAGUAAUUGAAGAGAUAAAUGAAGAUGAGAGUGCAGCUUCUUAGGACAUUAAACGUUCAUCAACACAGUGUUCAGUCACACAAUCACGAGACAUCAGUGACUCAGGUAAAACAGAGAGAGUGUCUUCCAAUGGUGGUCUGUCAACCAAUUCUGAGCAUUUGCAGGCUUUAAAAAAUGAUCCUGAAGCUAUUAGGUUGGUAACUUGGUAUUUUCAUAUCGAAUGUCAGAAGUAGGUCUUAUUGUUAAUAUUUAAUGCAUUAGAUUGUGUAGGAAUUUUUAGCAUGAGCAUUAUUAAUACAGAAAUAUAACCUUUAUUUUUAACAUCCAUGUUGAUCUUGCGGCUUGUAGGUUUCUGCUCUAAAGGAGUUGUUUUCAUUUUUUUUAGGCACUCUAAUUUUGUUUGCUCAUGCUACAUACUUUCGUACAUCUCUCUCUCUCCCCCUCCCUCUCUCCCUCCCUCUCUCAUACACUUAUAUAUAAACAACCUCUUGCUUGAUAUUUUUAGUGCUGAAGCUAAGCCAAUACUGCGUUUUUAUGCUAUCGAAGUGCUAUUUUACUCCUUUAGGGUCUCUUUUGUUGUAAGGUUUCUCAGAGCUGAACUAAAAUUUCAUACAAGAUUUGUAGUUUUCACGUUGGAAAACUGGCUCCUUUUUUUUUCUUUUUAAAAAAUGUACCAUUCUCAUCGUUUAUUUGUUGCAAUUUUUCUAGUUUAUUUUUUUUUUCAUUCACAACUUUGCAUGCUGCUUUGAAUGCUGGUAAUUCUGGAGAGGUAAAUGCUGACAUGGUAAAGUCUGCAUCAAACAUGAUUGGCAAAAUGGCUUUUCAUAUAUCUUUCUAGUUAUGAAACUAGUAAUUAAUUUUGUAUUUAUGUAUUUGUAGUUUUUGAUAUUUAUUUAUUUAUUUAUCUAAUAUUAUCUUUAUUAUUUAUAUUUUUGAAAUAAAUUAGAGAGUUGGGGUUUACUUGGUAUAGUCCAAGGAUCUAGAAAAGUUUCCUGAGGCUGAUAGUUUGGACAAUCACAUUUCAUUUCAGUAUGAGGAUAUGAAUGCAAUGCAGAGAAAAAUUAAAAAGAGCAUGUAAAAAAUAGUGUUGACUUAGAUGACAUAAGUGCAUGAAAAAACAGUAAAAGAUGACAUGAAUGGAACUAUCAUAGACUAAACCACCUCCUCUUUAUUGACCCAGAUGUUGUGUGAGACUUGUGAAAGUUUUAGUACCUAUGUGUUCACUAGAUGAUGGCAUAUAUUUCAUUAUUUUCAUAGUUUUAUAAGUGAUGUAUUCUCUUUUUCUAUUUAACACUUCAAUAUAUUUCAAUAAAGUUCAGUUCAUUCAUUCUCUAUCCUCUCUGAUUUUCUCAUUCACUUUCAUUUAUGAAUUUAACUGUUUGUUUUGUGGGAAAUUCAUAUGCUUAGAUUUUUCUUUCUUAAUAGGCUGAUAUGACCAUGUUAGAAGACGAACUACCAACAAAAAUAUGACUUUCAUCAGCCCUUGUCAAGGUAUAUUGAGAUGAUUUCUUUGGAGCAAUUCUUGACAACAUUUGUAGUUGAGGCCUUUAGAAUGGAAGAAUGUAUUUCACUAAUUUUUGUAUACAUUUCUUGUUUUUGUAUUUAGUGAUAAAGGAAUCUGAAUUGGGCAUAAAUUAUGUUGUAAUAUGAUUUCUUAAGCCUAGACUAGUAGACUAAAUAUUGUAAUUACAUUUG
Molecule: messenger RNA, 2022 nt
Organism: Humulus lupulus (European hop)
Lineage: Eukaryota; Viridiplantae; Streptophyta; Magnoliopsida; Rosales; Cannabaceae
Product: outer envelope protein 61-like
Exons: 7
Coding region: 69-371 (100 amino acids)
Molecular function (GO): protein binding
Source: RefSeq, a predicted model, not a curated record